Messenger RNA from Entamoeba invadens IP1, 477 nucleotides. RefSeq lists its product as hypothetical. NCBI's taxonomy places the organism in Eukaryota, Evosea, Mastigamoebida, Endamoebidae. The coding region runs from base 1 to 477 and encodes 158 amino acids. The record is from RefSeq and is a predicted model, not a curated record. The transcript has a single exon. Gene Ontology annotation, molecular function: calcium ion binding.
AUGGCUCUGAGGAUUGACAUGUUUGAUGUUUUUGACAAGAACAAAAGUGGAUAUAUAGAGCCGGAUGAAUUUGUAAUUGGAAUGCGUGGGAUAGUUGGUUCAAUUGCCGGCAGUGAUAUUGAGAAGGUCUAUACUUUGAUCCUCCGUGCGGCGGACGGUGUUGGGCUUUUUGAUGCUCGUGAUCGAAAACUGAAUCGCCACGAGUUUGAAAUCAUUGCUAAGCACACUCCAAAUGAUUUUGGGGUGGACAAAAUUGUUUGUGUCAUUCGCCUAUUGUUUGACGUCUUUGAUACAAAGCAGAGUGGGUUUAUUAGUGUUGCAGACCUUGACAAAGUAACAGACAACAAAAGUGGUACAAAGAGCGUCUCACAACAAAUGCGGACGCGUGUGAUGCAAAUGGCGUUCAAGAACGGGAACAACUCACUUAACUUCACGGACUUUGUUGAGUAUAUCAAAGAUUUCAUCAGAUGCAAUUAA